AUGUUAGAAAGAAACGUAGUUGAUAACUUUUUACUCUCGUGCGAAUUAGGCAAUAUAGAUACUGUCAAGCAAUUAGUUUCAUCCAAUGUGAUAGAGGGUAACUAUAUUAAUGAAAUUCGGGAUAAUUGUCAAGGAUUGAACGCAUUGCAGUGGGCCUGUAUCAAUGAUAGAAUUGAGGUCAUAGAGUACUUGAUAUCCCAGGGUGCUGAUACUAACAUUCAAUGUGGAUUACACACACCUCUUCAAUUGGCAGUACAGUUUGGACACAUUUAUACUAUUGACCUACUAUUGAAAAAUGAUGCGAAGUGGAAACAUUACGACAGAGAAUCGUUGUUGAUUGCUGCUGUGAAAAAUUCAAGUCCCUUGUUAGUAUUAUACAUUCUGUUAUUUGUGGUAUCCUUAGAACUUGAAGAUAUUAAUAUGUGUGAUGAAAACGGAAGGUCGCCGUUAAUGUUGGCAUCAGCUCAUGGUGAUCUUUUAAUUAUAAAACUACUUCUCAAAUUUGGUUCAAACGUGAAUUUGGUUGAUAAUGAUGGGUACAAUGCCGCUCAUUUUGCUAUUAUCGGUGGGGAAUUUAGAAUUUUUGACAUUUUGAUUGAAAAUGGCACAGAUGUUCUUUCCAAGACCAAAAACGGCAAGAGCUGUCUUCAGCUCGCUACGGAGAUGAAUACAGUGACUCGUUUGCAAAAUAUUUUCAGAAACCAUUGUUUAAAUGACGAUGGUGUGAAAGACUAUAAAAUAUACUUGAUCAAUCGAAAAUUUUGGGUUUCGCUAACCAGUAUGUUGAUACCUCUUUGUUGCGUUAUGAUAUUUUCAACAUUGGUAAAUCUAUAUUCCAUUGGUUACUCACUUUCCGUUAUUUUCUUUGUUGGUCUUCUUACUGUUUGGUAUUCAACGAUUUUGCAAGACCUUUAUUCAAAAUUUGUCAAUAAUCCAUUAUUCAUAACAAUUCCAAAUACUAUAAUAAUACUCUGUUAUUGGUUUACUCUAUUCAAAUUAGAAAUGAGUCAACAUCACCACAUGUUUGUCAUUUUCACGGGAACAUUGUUACUUAUGACAACUAUAAUGCUUUUGAAUAAACGAUACUUCCAACCCAGAGAAAGUGAGGAGCUAGAUUAUGAUUGGAUACGCAAUCGGGCAUCUGAAUUAAUAGAUCAGGAAAUUUUUGAUUUUGAAGCCCUCAACAUAGAGAAUGGAAAUAUUGAAAAGAAAUGUGCUCAUGGGAAUGAUUUAUUUAUUGGAAUGCUUGCCAUUUCCAACGCAAUGUAUGACCAGAUUUUGUUCAUGUUGUCUGAAGUUACUUUACUCAGUCUUAUUGCUUUCUACCCAGUGAAUUACAUCAAAGAAUUUCCCGAAGGCAUUAUAUUUGGAUGUGUUAAGAAUGUUACAGCCAUGUUGAGUGAUAAUGCCAUUAUGUCGUCUGUCAACUUCCUUCUUAUCUUUGAGUUAAUAAUAGUUAUAAAAGAGCAUAUCAAGCACUGGUACUCUAACCGGCAGGAAAUUAUGAAGCAACAACAAGCUGUCGUAUUGGUUUAA
Molecule: messenger RNA, 1536 nt
Organism: Naumovozyma castellii
Lineage: Eukaryota; Fungi; Ascomycota; Saccharomycetes; Saccharomycetales; Saccharomycetaceae
Gene: AKR2
Product: putative palmitoyltransferase AKR2
Exons: 1
Coding region: 1-1536 (511 amino acids)
Source: RefSeq, a predicted model, not a curated record